AUGGCAGUAGUCAACGAACAAAAAGAAAAGGACCGAUUACCGCAGAUCGAUGCUGAAUUGAAGUCUGAAACGAAGUCUUAUAAACUUAUCAAGAUUAUUGGUGAGGGGGGAUAUGGCAUUGUGUUCGAGAGUGUUUGCGCUGAAAGAAGAGUUGCUGUGAAGACGGAAAAGUACAGUAAAUCGAUGCUGCACAUUGAAGCAAGGGUAAUGCGAGCAGCUGCACGACACCGAUGUGAACAUAUCUGCGAAUUACUCGAUUACGUAACACCAGAUUUUGUAUUUAUCGUGAUAACACUUCUGGGUAAAGAUCUUCAUAAAUUACGAAAUGAACAGCUGCAACGCCGAUUCUCAUUGAGUACGUCGAUACGAGUGGGCAUUGAAAGUUUCAAGGCUAUCGAAGAACUUCAUCGAUGUGGUUAUCUAUCGAGAGACAUAAAACCAGGUAAUUUUGCCGUUGGACUCAAAGAAUUUCAACAACACAAAACUAUUUUCAUAAUUGAUUUCGGACUCGCCAAAAAAUAUAUAGACAAGAACGGUAAUCAUAUGGCAUCGCGUGGUGAGGUGGGUUGGCGCGGUACAACUCGUUACGGUUCAUUGAAGGCACACCAGAGACUUGAUCUCGGUCGAAGGGAUGAUCUGGAAUCGUGGUUUUAUCUUCUGGUUGAAAUCACCAGGGGCACACUCCCUUGGCGACACGUCUCUCAACGAACCGGUGUACAAGCAGCCAAAGAGAUGGCACGGAAUGAAGGACGUAUGCAACUACUGCAUGACUGUCCUCGGCAGUACGACGAUAUACUCUCGAUGAUCGAUGCGUUGGUGUUUCAGGACGAACCGAAUUAUGAUGAAUUUCGCAGAUUACUUGACGAGGUACGGAAAGAACAUCGGAUCCGCACGCACGCGCAUUUCGAUUGGGAUGAGGAUGCAACAUCGACGAGAUCAUCAACAGUGACAACAUCAGCAGCGAGUGAAAGCAAUGGUAACUUAGCCGUUAAAGAGAAUAUGACCGCGAGUGACGAAAAAUUAUCAAAUGAUCGAAAUGAACGUUAUUGUGAUAAUCGAGCAAAUGAACAGUGA
Molecule: messenger RNA, 1074 nt
Organism: Anisakis simplex (herring worm)
Lineage: Eukaryota; Metazoa; Nematoda; Chromadorea; Rhabditida; Anisakidae
Source: the annotation of a GenBank genome assembly